AAUCCACCAUUUCCAUCACAUUAUUCAGAAUAUUCACCAUCCUCCUUCUCACUUCUCUAUUUAACUACACUAUAAUCCUGAACUUAAAAAAUAAUAAAAAUUGAAGGAAACAAAACUCACACUCUCUCUCCACUCCUGCUAUUCUUCCCACUGUCUGAGGAUUUGAAGCUCAACAAAAAAAAAAACAGACGUUGAAGAUCAAAUAUUGCUCUACUAAGAGAAGCUAAACCCCUCUGAAAAACCCGGUGACAUUUUCCGGCUAGAGGAGUUAGAAAAUGGCGGCGGCAUUGGAGUGCUGGUCGGGUAGAACCAGCACAGAGGAGGAUACAGUAGAGCAAGUCUUAAUGAGGUCCCACGACAGAUCGGAGGGCUCUCCAGAAGCUUCUACGGCGGCGAAAGACUCUUCCUCGGCGUCGUCGUCGGCGAUGCAGAAGCGAUUCCAGCGACUGAGUCGGAAUGUAUCCGAAGCGAUCGCCUCCUUAAAGAACUCACUGAAUCUUGACUCGCCUCGUGACCCGCCUCCCUCCAAAAUCGACGGUCACCGUAAGAUUGUUUGGGGCAGCGUUGUUCGUAGUCUAACUCAGCUUUACCCGGGCAGCCAACUGCCCGAGAAACUCGUCUCCAAUAUUCGCAAACACUACGAUUCUAUGCCGUUGAGUUAUGCGCAAGCGGGGUUUGAUAUGAAGGAUGUAUUUGUUCAUAUACGAUUGAUUGAACAAGCAUGUGCUGAGGAUCAACCUGCUGUUUUAAUUCAAGAAAUUUCUGAGAAUGAAGUUCAGGGAGUUGUUUAUAAGAUUACAUUUGCUUGCAAUUCAUCGAUCUCGUGGCCGGCGGUUUCCGGGGCGUUAGAAAACGGGUCAAUGUGUUGUAAGAAGAUACAGAUCUUUGAGAGGAAAAGUUCUACUCUAGGAAUCCUUCAUAUUUUAGUGCAAAGUGGGCAGGAAAAGUGUUUUAAGAUUCGUAUAGAGAAUGCGUUGAAAUCGGCUUCUAAGAAACCAAAAAUUAGUAAUAGGAAGCUCCCGUUUGGGCUUUGUGGGUGUCAGGAGGAGAAUGGGAGAGGGAGGGAUUUUGGGGAGAUAGAGGAGGAGGAGUUUGGGGAUCAGAAUUAUAGGAACAGUGUUGAGCGUUCGAGUGAGAAGAUUGAACUUUCGAUGCCUUUGUCGACUUCUUCGAUUGUGGUAUCUGUUGAUGAAUGGCAGACUGUGAGGGCAGGUGGAGAUGAGAUUGGGAAAUGGUUGUUGAGUUCUGAGAGUGUUGAGUUUGGUGAUCAGAUAGGACCGAGUUCUUUUAAGGGGGUUUACAAGGGUAAGAGGGUUGCUAUUGAAAAACUAAAAGGGUGUGAUAAGGGGAAUAUCUAUGACUUUGUGCUCCGGAAAGAUUUAUUAGAGCUUAUGACUUGCGGGCAUAAGAACGUAGUGCCGUUUUAUGGUGUAUGUGUAGACGAGAUUCAUGGGCUUUGUGUUGUUACUAGAUUCAUGGAAGGGGGGUCGGUACAUGACUUGAUGUUGAAGCACAAGAAGCUUCAAAUUAAGGAUGUGAUGAGGAUUGCUAUAGAUGUUACAGAGGGUAUGAAGUUUAUGAAUGAUCAUGGUGUUGCAUACCGAGACUUGAACACUCAAAGAAUCUUAUUGGACCGCCAGGGAAAUGCUUAUUUAGGGGAUGUGGGAAUAGUCACUGCGUGCAAGAGCAUUGGUGAGGCAAUGGAAUACGAGACUGAUGGUUACCGGUGGCUUGCUCCUGAGAUCAUUGCAGCUGAUCCGGAAAGUGUAAGCGAGACGUGGAUGAGUAAUGUAUACAGUUUCGGAAUGAUAGUUUGGGAAAUGGUGACCGGUGAGGCUGCCUACUCUGCAUACUCACCUGUCCAGGCAGCUGUUGGAAUUGCUGCUUGUGGUCUUAGACCUGAGAUCCCUAAAGACUGCCCUCAAGUCUUGAAAUCUCUCAUGAUUAACUGCUGGAAUAAUUGCCCAUCAAAGCGGCCUCAAUUUUCUGAAAUACUCUCUGUAUUACUACGGCCUAACAACAAUAGUACCUUAAACAACAGUUUUGAUACUCUCCAGGCUAUGUUUGGCUGUUUAACUUAACCUGCUCAGUUGCUGUAUGAUUGAACAGUUGAACUCUCCCUCACCCAGAGUACCAGGUGAUUAUGUUAGUGUGAUUAUAGCUAGAGUUGUGUAUCAUUGUAUAUGACUGAAACCUUGCGUUACAGUCUUGGUUUUUAUCAGAUUGCCAUCCUCUUUUGCGUAUUAAUUGUAUCAUCAUGUAUUCAUGUUUGAUUCUUAGAAAUAUACAUGUUAAAUUAGCAUUUUAAUUAGCAUCGGAGUUAAGGAACACAUGGAAAUUAGCAUUUUAAUUAGCAUCGGAGUUGCCGAACACAUGGAAGAUUUUAGUUCAACGAUGAACGAUGGAUAUGUCUGCGGUAAUUUUGCUGCCUAAUCCACACUGGCACGUUAUAAUCUGCACAAAAAUAGGAGGAAAUGUUGCCAAGUGUUAUGAGAUAUUGGACGGUGCAUGAUGAAUGUCCUGCAAACUAAUAGUAGUUACCCAUGUUUGACAAUACAUAUUGUAUCAUUGUAGUAAAUAGUCAAAUUUGUCGUACUAUAAUAGUAACAAGUUUUCCCUAUAAAUACUUAUCUUCAUAUUGUAAUU
This is a messenger RNA of Spinacia oleracea (spinach), 2646 nucleotides long. RefSeq lists its product as uncharacterized. The transcript has 4 exons. Gene Ontology annotation, biological process: protein phosphorylation. The record is from RefSeq and is a predicted model, not a curated record. Gene Ontology annotation, molecular function: protein serine/threonine kinase activity; ATP binding. NCBI's taxonomy places the organism in Eukaryota, Viridiplantae, Streptophyta, Magnoliopsida, Caryophyllales, Amaranthaceae. Bases 276 to 2081 code for a protein of 601 amino acids.